Molecule: messenger RNA, 888 nt
Organism: Auanema sp. JU1783
Lineage: Eukaryota; Metazoa; Nematoda; Chromadorea; Rhabditida; Rhabditidae
Source: the annotation of a GenBank genome assembly
AUGGAUAUAUCGACCGUCGACUCGGACUCGGAAGAUGAAUGUACUCAUCCAUCUGUCAGCAUAUCUAUGGAAUAUGUAGAGAAAGAUGAAACUUUCAAUGUUUAUAUAAGACGGAUAUCAAACUGUCCCUAUUUGAUAUCAUAUCGCAAGAAAUUCUCCAGAGCUGUUCUUUAUGUUGUUUGUGGAAUCCAGAGAUCCACCUGGACAGGAAGAGUUCGGCAUAUAACAUCAGAAGAAAUACAGUUAAACCAUUCAACAACGAUAUUCAGAACUUUGGCAGUAGAGAGAGAACUCACAACCAUAUUCAAUGAGUUCUUCAGCUGUCAGAUAACUAAAGAUCUUCUUCGGCAGACUCUGCUACGAGUUCAAUUCUGUGAUGUUAACGCUUCGGAUGAAGAGAUUGUUAUAGCCGAAUGUGACUAUUGGGUUAAUAAUCGUCCUAUUCCUACUUUUCACGACUUCAUACUCCCUCUCACAAUGGCUUCCCCGGAUUUGGGUGAAAUUGAGCUCACUUUAACAUAUCUUCCAACUGCACAACGGCUUAACAUAGAACGCAUCAAGUUAACGAACUUGAAAACAAACGAUGAAGUUUAUGUCAAAGCCUUCCUAUAUGAGAAUCAGAUAGUUCGUGAGAUACAUGAAUCAGAAAAGAAACACAUGAUUGAUAAUCAAAAAGGGACUACUUUCAAACGAUUUUUUUUCAAUUUGCCUCAUAAUAACAAAUGGACUUCUGUAUUAGUUAUACAAGCUUUGCAUGAACAUUCAAUAAUUGGCCAAUUCGGUUUGUCUGAUUCAACCAGCAGUUGUGAUCAUACAGUCUGGAAGAAGAUAAUGGCCUAUCCUACUAAACGAUUUACUGAAGCUUUCCGUUUAAGACCAGCCGCAUAG